AUGGGGAACUGGACUCAAACCCUCCAGACAGAUUUCAUCUUGGUGGGACUCCUCAACAACAAUGGCAGACUCCCUACUAUUCUCUCCACCUUGAUUAGCAUCACCUUCGUCGUGGCCCUGACUGGAAAUUCCGCCAUGAUGGUCCUCAUCCACAUCGACCCCCAGCUCCACACCCCAAUGUAUUUCCUGCUCAGUCACCUCUCCUUCAUAGACACCAUGUACAUCUGCACAACUGUGCCCAAGAUGAUGGUGGAUCAAUUCACUGGGAAGAAGACCAUUUCCUUCUCGGGGUGUACGUUUCAGAUCUUCCUAUACCUGACCCUGAUGGGAGCCGAAUGCUUCCUCCUGAGCCUCAUGGCUUACGACCGAUACGUGGCUAUCGGCCACCCUCUACGCUACUCGGUCCUCAUGAACCAGAGGAGGUGCGUCCAGAUGGCGGUGAGCUCCUGGCUCUUGGGAGCCACAGAUGGCUUCCUGGUCACCCCCAUAGCCAUGAGUUUCCCGUACUGUGGGUCAAGAGUCAUCAACAGCUUCUUCUGCGAAGUCCCUGCCCUUCUGAAGCUCUCUUGCGUCAAUACUUCGGUGUACGAGUUGGUCAUGUAUGUCUGCUGCGUCUUGAUGCUCUUGGUGCCCUUCGCCCUCAUUGCCUUCUCGUACGGCCGGAUCGCAGCCGUCGUGCUGGGUACGCGCUCGGCUCAUGCCCGGAAGAAGGGCUUGGCCACCUGCUCUUCCCACCUGAUCGUGGUCAGCCUCUUCUAUGGAGCAGCCAUCUUCACCUACAUGCUCCCUAAUUCCUACCACACACCCGGGCAGGAUAGGGUGGUGUCCGUCUUCUACACCAUCCUCACGCCUGCGCUAAACCCUGUGAUCUAUGGUCUCCGCAAUAAACAAGUGGCAGGGGCCCUUUUGAAGGUGAUGGGGAGAAUUACUUCUGUACAGAGCAUGUGA
Molecule: messenger RNA, 948 nt
Organism: Tachyglossus aculeatus (Australian echidna)
Lineage: Eukaryota; Metazoa; Chordata; Mammalia; Monotremata; Tachyglossidae
Product: olfactory receptor 2T2-like
Exons: 1
Coding region: 1-948 (315 amino acids)
Biological process (GO): G protein-coupled receptor signaling pathway
Cellular component (GO): membrane
Molecular function (GO): olfactory receptor activity; G protein-coupled receptor activity
Source: RefSeq, a predicted model, not a curated record